Messenger RNA from Sinocyclocheilus anshuiensis, 2202 nucleotides. RefSeq names its product phosphatase and actin regulator 1 (gene phactr1). Gene Ontology annotation, biological process: stress fiber assembly; cell motility. The record is from RefSeq and is a predicted model, not a curated record. Gene Ontology annotation, molecular function: actin binding. Lineage: Eukaryota; Metazoa; Chordata; Actinopteri; Cypriniformes; Cyprinidae. The transcript has 14 exons. Bases 173 to 1765 code for a protein of 530 amino acids.
GCAUCAGGGCGGGAUGCGACUGACGGUCUGCACGCUUCUGCCUCGCGUGUGUCGUGUCGGUUGAUCGGUUAACGGAGUGAGGAGGAGUCUCUAUCCCUCCCCCUCUUCCGCUUCUCUACCGUGACUGUACCUCGCCGUUACCGGGGGCUGCACCGGGAGUCCCGCGGCUCUGAUGGCGGCGGCGGCGGCGCCCGAGCUGGAGGAUGUGGACCGGCGGCCCAUCGGAAGAGCUCGAUCCAAGAGCGACACACCGUACCUGACCGAAACCAGGCUGUCCUACACACUACAGACAGCAGAGGGUGCCGAGCGUCUGGCGGCGAUGCGCUCCGAUUCGCUGGUUCCCGGGACGCACACGCCACCGAUCCGCAGACGCAGCAAACUGGCCAGUCUGGGACGACUCUUCAAACCGUGGAAAUGGAGAAAGAAAAAGAGCGACAAGUUCAAGCAGACGUCUGCAGUGCUGGAGAGGAAGAUGUCGACGCGUCAGAGCAGAGAAGAGCUCAUCAAGAGAGGCGUGCUGAAGGAAGUGUAUGAGAAAGAUGAGGUCAGCGUCGACGGCGGCCGCAUGUGUGUGAGUGAUCUGGACAGACAGAAGGUCAUCAUCAGUCCAGUGUCAGAGUCUGCAGACACCAGCGUCACAGCGACAGUGUCGUUCUCAGAGGUCCAGUCAUCUGGAGAAACUGUGGCGUGUCUCUCGGAUCUCGUCCCAAAGCCAUCUCAAGCCCCGCCCUCUGUGAAGCCCGUGCCGUCGCCUAGCGACAGCGCUGACAUCACUCACGUGAGGCCGUCGUCGCUGAAGCAGCCUCCUGCCUUACUGCCGAAGCCAUACAGCCGGAUCCCCAACCAUCUGACAGAGACACUGGCCAGACUGUCGCCGCCUCUGCCUCCAAAGAAAGUGAUGAUCUGUGAGCCGGCACCCUCGUUUCCCCUCAAAUGCCUGCCGUCCCAGGGCUCGCACACACACACACACACACUCACACACACACACCCGCAGCAGUACGCCACACUGCCACUGUCACUGCAUCCACCCAGCCGCAUCAUAGAGGAGCUCAACAAAACACUCGCGCUCACCAUGCAGAGACUCGAGAGCUCUGUACUGCAGGCGGUGCCAUCUGUCCUGAUGGAGACGGAAGCGGAGAAGGAGAACAGAGAUUCAAUGCACCAAACCAACACACACACACUCAUCACACACACCUUCAGCACGCACGAGGAAGAGGACGAGGAAGAGGAGGAUGACGACGACUCGCUGUUUACAAGUACGCUUGCUUUAAGGAUCUUACGGAAAGAUUCGCUGGCGAUCAAACUGAGCAAUCGCCCGUCGAAGAGAGAACUGGAAGAUAAAAACAUCCUACCCAUGAUUACCGACCAGGAGCGGCUGGAGUCCAGACAGCAGAUCGGCACCAAACUCACCCGUCGUCUGAGCCAGAGACCGUCAGCAGAAGAGCUGGAGCAGAGGAACAUCCUCAAACCGCGGAACGAGCAGGAGGAGCUGGAGGAGAAGCGCGAGCUGAAGAAACGGCUCUCCAGGAAGUUGAGUCAGAGGCCCACCGUGGAGGAGCUCAGAGAGGCCAAGAUUCUCAUCCGCUUCAGUGAUUACGUGGAGGUGGCAGAAGCUCAGGAUUACGACCGGCGCGCGGACAAACCCUGGACCAGACUCACUGCUGCUGAUAAGGCUGCUAUACGCAAAGAGCUGAACGAGUUCAAAAGCACAGAGAUGGAGGUGCACGAGUCCAGUCGACAUCUAACCAGGUUUCAUCGGCCGUAGAGCGAACUCUCUCUCUCUGGUUUGGAGCUGUUCAUCUCUAAUGGACCCUGAACAGACUACCUGCUGCUGGAUUUGAUCAGGAAUCACUCGCAGCAGAUCUGAGCUGAUCCUGCUGGACUCUCAGCGGCCCGGAGGAUACCAGCGAGCUGACGAUCUGUCUGUGUGCCCAUAUUUCUGUAUAUUUUGACAAACACUGAUCUAUUACGUGCCCUUCGCCGUGAAUUUCUCUUUUUUUGGUUUUUCCAGGCGAUGGUUUUUAAUGCAGCAAACGAUGUAGUUGAUUUUCUACUUGCAACUGAUAUUAUUCCAGUCCUUUUAGUCUUCAAAAACGGAGAACACAAAGGAAACGACUUUUCUAAUGAGCGCAAACCACAUUAUUAGACGCUGUCUUUAAAGAAACAGUUCAGCCAAAAAGGAAAAUUAGCUGGAAAUGUGCU